Messenger RNA from Musa acuminata AAA Group (dessert banana), 2694 nucleotides. Its product is annotated as protein PHOX1-like. The transcript is spliced from 4 exons. NCBI's taxonomy places the organism in Eukaryota, Viridiplantae, Streptophyta, Magnoliopsida, Zingiberales, Musaceae. The record is from RefSeq and is a predicted model, not a curated record. Gene Ontology annotation, molecular function: protein binding. The coding region runs from base 815 to 2350 and encodes 511 amino acids.
GCACGAGGAUACCACCGCCCGCUUGGAUUCGUUAUCCCGAGACCACGAAAUAGCGAGGCGGUUGGGAAGAACCUUUUGAUGCCGUCUUCUCCAAGUCUCCUCUCUAUGCCACACGGCGAAGAAGCGAUUGGUUUGCGUGUGCCGAAGUUGGUAGGUGGAGAUUCUGGUUCGCAGGAGUAGAGGCGGUUGUUCGAUAAGGGAAAGGCGGGAUUUUUAGUUCGUCCUGGGUGGUUUCUUCUUGGCGUCGAUUUCCUCGGAGAAAACCGCUCGCUCUAGCCGAAAGAUUCAGUCCUCGCGGAGAAGGAAGACGAAAAAUCUAAGAUAAGUUUUGAUCCCGCACUUGCCUGAAGCUCUUUUCUAAAUUUCUGCAGGAAUAGUUUGGUUUCUGGGUGCAAGUUUAGGUUUUCAUUGGCGGGUAGGGAGUUUGAAGCAAAUCUUAUUGAGGGCUGUUAUAUUAGUUGGAGAAUCUUUGAAGGCUGUUCUAGUGAAUUAGAGAGGGAAAGAUGAGAUCUUUGAUGCGGGAUUAAGGUUUCAUAGCUAUUCGAUUGUGGAAAACUAGCUGUUGUGACCAAGUCUCUUUUUUUCUGCUUUCUCAGAGUACUGUCUUUAUACUUGAUCUUGAUUUGUUUGUUCUCCGAAACUUUUGCACCUCACCGAUCAGCGAUUUCGAGUCGAAAAAAAGAUCUUUGAUUCUACUGGUGAACAAGUCUCAGAGGUUGCCUUUCUUUCCGAGAUAGGGGAAUGUAAUCUUGCCGUCGAGGCAUCUCCCGAGUAUAGUAAAUCCCUUCCAAGAGAAGCUAGGGUAAGGAAGGCGAUGGAGAAGAAAGACAUCAUAUCGGAUGACAGUGCCGUUGCUUCACUUCAGGAAGUUGUGAUUCUGAAAGAAAGGUCAAAGAAGAAGAAGAAGAAGAGCCGGAAGGCACAGGAGAAGGCGAUGACAGAGAAGUAUGUUGAAGUUAAGGAAGAACCUAUAAGGGUAGUGAAGUUAGUCUUAGGGGAUGAUAUAAGAUGGGCCCAAAUACCAGCUGAUUGCAGCAUGAUACAUCUGAGAGAGACUGUUGGUAAAAAAUUCCCUAAUUUAAAGGCCAUCCUUAUCAAGUACAAGGACAAAGAGGAUGACUUGGUGACGAUCACUACAUCUGAAGAGCUAAGGUGGGCUGAAGAAUCUGCAGAUCCUCAGGGUUCACUCAGGCUUUAUCUAACAGAAGUUAGUCCUGAGAAUGAACCAUGGCUUGCAGACAUAGAAACUAGUUCUUCAUUGAAAGGGCAGGGAAGAAAUUAUGUUGACAUUUCAGAAAAUGGAAGCGGAAAUUCUGACGAGAAGAGCUUGUCAACUUACAUUGAUGACUGGAUCGUGCAGUUUGCUCAGUUAUUCAAGAACCAGUUGGGUUUCAGUUCUGAUGCAUAUCUGAACCUUCAUGAGCUUGGUAUCAAGCUGUACUCUGAGGCAAUAGAAGAUACUGUCACGAGUGAAGAAGCCCAAGAAAUUCUUAAACUUGCUGAGGGGAAAUUUCAAGAGAUGGUGGCUCUUGCAUUGUUUAAUUGGGGAAAUAUUCAUAUGUCUCGAGCAAGGAAAAAGUUGUUCUUGUCAGAAGAUGCCUCCAAGGAAUCUGUACUUGAAAGGGUCAAAGAGGCAUACAAGUGGGCUCAUGCUGAAUAUAUUAAGGCAGGCAAGAGAUAUGAAGAAGCCUUGAAAACUAAUCCUGACUUCUAUGAAGGGCAUUUUGCACUAGCUCAGCAACAGUUUGAGCAAGCAAAGCUUUCUUGGUAUUAUGCUAUUGGAAGCAACAUAGACUUAGAUGUUUGGCCUUCAGCAGAAGUCUUUGGGUUAUUCAAUGAUGCCGAGUAUAACAUGGAAAAGGGCACGAUGAUGUGGGAAAAGAUGGAAGAGCAGCAAUUGAAGGAAUUGACCCAGCCUAGAGAAUUAAGAGGCCUCUUGGAGAAGAUGGGUAUGAAUGGUUAUUUCAAAGAGCUGCCAACAGAAGCAGCAAUGGAACAUACAUCUAACAUGAGAUCUCAGAUAAACAUGCUAUGGGGCUCUAUGCUCUCUGAGCGUUCUGCUGUGGAAUUCAAACUAGGUCUUCCCACGUGGGAAGAGUGUCUCAUGGCAGCUGUGGAAAAAUUGAAACUUGCAGGAGUUUCCUCAGCUAAUGUUGCUGUUAUUAUAAGAAACCACUGUGCCAAUGCAACUGCCCAAGAAGGGUUUUCCUUUAAGAUUGAUGAGGUGGUUCAGGCAUGGAAUGAGAUGUAUGAUGCUAAAAGGGGGAUGGAUGGUUUGCCAUCUUUUCGACUUGAGCCAUUGUUUCACCAGAAGGCUCCAAAUUUGUGUCAUAUGAUGGAAAAUAUAUGAUACAUAUCUACCAGCGUCUGUCAAAAAAUACAUGAGAUCAAUGAAAGCCUUGUGUCUUUCUGUCAUCUAAGAUUUUUUCUGCAUGGAUGGAGAUCAUAAUUUGGCGGACACAAUUGACUCAAUACUUUUUGGUCACACAAAAAUUACAUCAUUGAUUGUAUUUGUUGCAACCAUCAUUUGUUCUUUGGAUAUGUUAUAGAAAGUUCUUUCCUUUUGGCCUUCGAAGGACAGUGUGUGUGAUAGUUUUUGUCAAUGGAAGCUUAUGCCUUGUACUUAAACAAGUUCUGGUAUGAUCAUCUGUAAUUGUUUGAGAGUUGAAUAGCAGAUUGUUUUUGGUGGCAUUA